Molecule: messenger RNA, 520 nt
Organism: Drosophila ananassae
Lineage: Eukaryota; Metazoa; Arthropoda; Insecta; Diptera; Drosophilidae
Gene: Lcp65Ac
Product: larval cuticle protein 65Ag1
Exons: 2
Coding region: 109-438 (109 amino acids)
Cellular component (GO): chitin-based extracellular matrix
Molecular function (GO): structural constituent of chitin-based larval cuticle
Source: RefSeq, a predicted model, not a curated record
UAAACGCCUGGAUGCGGCCAUAAACAUCACAAAUCAACCAACGUUGACUAGCCGUUCGGUCGCAAGAUCCCAUCGAGUCCCCAAAUAAAUCAAAAUCAAAAAAUCACCAUGAAGUGCAUCGUCGCCGUCGUAUUCGCCGCCCUCUUCGCCGUCGUCCUGGCUGCCCCCGCUCCCGAUGCAGAUGCUCAGAUCCUGCGCCUGGAGUCGGAUGUCCAGCCCGAGGGCUACAACUUUGCUUUGGAGACCAGCGAUGGCAAGAAGCACGAGGAGCAGGGCCAGCUGAAGAACGUCGGCACCGAGCAGGAGGCCAUCGUCGUCCGUGGAUCCUACUCCUUCGUUGCCGAUGACGGCCAGACCUACACCGUCAACUACAUCGCUGACGAGAACGGAUUCCAGCCCGAGGGAGCCCAUCUGCCCAAUGUGCCCAUUGGCAACUAAGGAGCGGAUUCGAAAACCGAGAGCUGUUCUAUGUAUAAUGGUUUUUAGUUGAUUAUUAAAUAAACGCGGCAAGAAAAUCGAA